AUGGCCAAGUUAGAUCCGGACAAUUGGAAGACUGCCAAAGAUGUCAUGGAUGAGAGAGCAGCAGCCGCCCUGAAACGAAAACGGAAUGACGAAGACGAUGAUGUCGGACACACUUCAGAUGCCUCAAAUCUAGAAACGUCGCAGCCCAUGCAGGAGGAACAAAGUCAAAAUAUCAAGAAGCGGAAACUCGAGAAAAGGUCAGGGAAACAGGGGCAAUUAGAAACCCAGCAGCCAGAGACAGAAGAACAGAAAAAGGAACGGAAAGCGUUACAAAGAGCAGCAAAAAGAGAGCGUAAGCAGGAUGCCAAAGCCAAAGCCAAAGCCAAAUUUGAAAGGCAACAAGAAAAGAAAAACAAAGCGAGCAUCGAAAACCAGCCAACAUCGGGCUCCACAAAGACGCAGGAUGAUCUAAAGCUGAAAAGUCCCCUCGACCUGGGAACCCCGCUCACGACGAAAGACUCGGUCUUCGAUGAUGAAGCAGCGACAGCGUCCUCGUCAGAAGAUGAUCAUGCAGAAGUCUUUUCUCCCCCACAAGAAUCAGGAACGUCAUCUACCUCAUCGACAUUACCACCAUCCGAAGAUCCAAUCAAGAUAACUGCCGCUGCUGCUCCAAAAAGUGAUAUUUUAUCAAGUACUUCAGGCGCAGAACAGAGCCCGCGUGAGCGGUUGCAAGCUGCAAUCUCACAGCUACGCGCCGAACGUAAAGCUGGUGGUGGUGAUGGACAGACUCCCAAGACUCGGCAGGAAUUGCUGGAUCAGCGACGGCGGAAGGAAGAAGACCGGAAGGCUGCAAAGAAAGAGCAAAAACGCAGAGAGAAGGAGGAGGAAGCACGGCGCCAGGAUGAAGAGAUUGCGCGACGUUUCUCUCCUGGAGGAUCAGGCUCUUUGCUUGCAUCACCAAGGUCCCCCAUGAUCGGCGACAAUUCCUCAAGUUCAAACAUCAAUAACAACUUCAGUUUUGGAAAAAUUGCUUUCGAUGAUGGCACCCAGGUCAACCCUUCCAGUUCCGGAGUUCUUGAACGGCGCACAGGGAAAGCUACUGCUGACACUGCUUCGGCGCUGAAAGCAGCACAGACCAAGAAAAGCAGAUUGGCCGGGAUGGAUGAAGAGAAGCGCAAGGAGAUUGAACAGAAGGACAUGUGGCUCAACGCAAAACGGCGUGCUCAUGGAGAGCGUGUCCGCGACGAUACAAGUUUGUUGAAAAAGGCCCUGAAGAGACAACAGGGUCAAAAGAAAAAGAGCGAGAAAGAAUGGCACGAUAGACUCGAAGGUGUACAAAAGGCUCAGGAAGUGAGACAGAAGAAGCGAAAUGAGAACCUGACCAAGCGAAAGGAUGAGAAAAAGUCUGGAAAAGGCAAGAAAGUCAAACGGCCGGGUUUUGAGGGCAGCUUCAAGGGGAGAACGGGUGGAAAGAAGCGGUCAUGA
Exophiala aquamarina CBS 119918 is the source of this 1425-nucleotide messenger RNA. RefSeq lists its product as uncharacterized. Gene Ontology annotation, molecular function: DNA binding; RNA binding. Gene Ontology annotation, cellular component: nucleolus. Gene Ontology annotation, biological process: ribosomal small subunit biogenesis; ribosomal large subunit biogenesis. Bases 1 to 1425 code for a protein of 474 amino acids. Lineage: Eukaryota; Fungi; Ascomycota; Eurotiomycetes; Chaetothyriales; Herpotrichiellaceae. The transcript has a single exon. The record is from RefSeq and is a predicted model, not a curated record.